Colletes gigas is the source of this 2646-nucleotide messenger RNA. RefSeq lists its product as uncharacterized. Lineage: Eukaryota; Metazoa; Arthropoda; Insecta; Hymenoptera; Colletidae. The transcript is spliced from 5 exons. The record is from RefSeq and is a predicted model, not a curated record. Bases 86 to 1411 code for a protein of 441 amino acids.
UGUUAUUAAGUGACUGAAUGAUGGUUUAGUUUUUCAUGAAGUUUUGUGACUUUUGCGGCGGGCAUAGGAAUUAUGUCGACUCAAAAUGGGUAAUUUAUCAACAGUAGUGAAGUUUAGUGCAGCACUCUUCUCCUGUCUUGUGGAUUAUGCGUGGGCUGAAAACGAAUUACGAGUUGUAGAAUGUAUCGAAGGGCAAGGAGGAUGCAAGAGAUGCAGAGAUGGUACAUGUGCUAGAUGUGCAGUACUUUUACAUCAGGGAACUUGUGUCGAUACUUGUCCACCAGGUCACAUUGCAGAUUGGUCGACUAGAGAUGAAUAUAUGGGCAGAAUUUGCAAAGAAACUGGAUAUAUGUUUGGAUUCACUGGUAGUCAGGUAGCCAUUUUGGUAGGAGUUGUUUCUGGAGCAACAAUAUGUAUCCUCAUUAUAUUAUGCGGAGCUAUAAUUGUGCAUAGAAAAAAGAAAAAAACUGCUAAAUUUAUUCAGCAAUUUGAAGACAGUGCAGAGAGAAGAGAAUUUUUAAAACACCUUGCAACACUUAGGGGAGAGGGUAAUACAUUUCUAUCUAUGCUCAACGAUACUAGAAGACAAGUUAGAGAAUUAUAUUAUUCAGGAAACAAUGGGGAUGGUGCUGUUGGAAUACAAGCAUAUAGACCAGUUUUACGUGAUUUGGCAAGGAUACUAGUUCUUAUUAACAGAAGAGAUGAUGAAAUACCAGUUCCUCCAGAUGAUUGGCAAAGACUCUUUUCAUGGGCAGAAAGACUCUUGAGGCGUUAUAAGAGGCACAGUUCUCCUGAAGUGGCUCAGCUUGUGACAUUCUUGCAACAAUCAACAGUAUCCGUUCAAAUGAAUUCACCGCAGCAAACAACAAUCACACAAUCACCUCAGCCAUAUGAGCUGAGAACCACUCCAACUAAUCUGACUACAUUCCAAGCAAAUGUACCACUUACAACAUUUCAAGCAAGUGAUAAGUCAAGUAUCAGUCCUGCAAGCUCCAGCCUUGGAUAUGUAAAGGACAGCCCUGUAAGUUCUAGCCUCGGGCAAAACAGUUCUGGAGCGUACAAUGAGAAACUUAGCCCAAAUGGAUCUAGUAUAGGACAGACAACUCCGCUAGUGUAUGACAACCAAAAACAACUGAAACCUUCAAGUACACAUUUUCAAGAGCUUGCCAUUUCAACUUUCAAUCAUACUUAUAAUACCGGUGCAACUUUAACAGAACCAAUUUGUGCAAUAGAUGAGUGUGAAGGAAAUGGGCUUGAUCAUGAAUUAAACCCACAAUGGGAAUUUCAAAGUACUACAGAGGCUGCUAACUAUACUAUUCUAUCUGAUUGGUCACGGGUUCGUGAAUACCUCAUUGAUGACUUUACAAUACUUGGUUUUCGACCACAAGAUGAAAUCACUACAGAAUUGUAAAUAACAUGUUAUAAUAUGUAUAACAUGAAUAUUUCUUUAUAGUAUUUACUUGUAAAAAUACUUUUUCUAUUUUACAGUUUGUAUAUAUUUAAUUCGUUGUCAAUGUUUUUGUGGAUUCUAAAGUCUGCACACAGAAGAACCUCCAUUAUUUGUUUUAUCUGAAUAAUAAGUGAUAUGUGAUCGUUUAGAAAAUAAAAUGCUCACUUUUCUAACGUUGAACAUUCUAUUUGUUUCUCUUUUGAAUAAUGUAAAUACGAAUAACAAAUGGAACACAUUCGUAAUACGUAUACGCGUACAAAUUUGUUAAAAUGUACGAAUUCUAUAUUUUUGAUUGUUAAAUCGUCUAAAUACUUUUACAUUCUUUUUGCAUUAUGAACAAUUGAAGUCUUUUAUCCUCAAGGCACAAAUGCAUUGAAGAUAUUUAUAGAGACAUUUUUAAUGCUAAUAAUCAUAUCUUCUCCAAUGUCUUAUAUUGUUACUGCAACAUGAGAUAGUAUAUUUCUGUAGAUAUAAUUUUAGGUUAAGGGUAGGAUGUGAAGAAGCAACGUAUUUCUGGCUAGCCAGGUACGAAGGGCAAUAAAACCCUGUUGAUAAGAUCUGAAAAAAUUCUAAUUAGGUAGCGAUACUUAUCGAAAGUGCCAUAAAAGGACCUUUUUUCUUGUCAAAAAUUCAGUCGAGGUUUCGCAAGUUUACAUCCAAGUUCAUGAGAUUCAGAGACUUUCUUUAUUAAGCCCAAGUCCAAAUUACGUGUAAUUCAAGUCUACAGAUUUUCGGGAUACAUAGUGUAAAAUAAGCCAACAUAAGAUCGGAAACAAAGUUUCGGUAGAAUUCGCUACUCUAGUCUAGAGUAGCUGAUUUAGUCUUCAGAGAUGAAGUUCACACGAAAAAUUGGUAUCUAAGAUACGGCUGGAAAGAGAAGUUCACGUUAUAUAACUAGUUUUAUAGUACUUACAACACAUAUUACAAUGUUUUUAAAAUUCUUGUUGUAUUUCUGUAGUUAACGCUACACGUUGUUAUUUUAAUUAAAACAUACGUUGCAAGUUUCAUACUGUAUUACGAUCAAAGUUAAUUUUUACCAUAAUAAAAGAAUAUUCUUAAAAAAAAGAGAUAUUAUAUGAGGAUAUGUUCCGUUCGGAUAAUAAAAUAUGUAAAGAAUAGAAUGUUUGAAUAGAAAUAGUAGAACAUUCAGAUAAUGGAGAUUCUAUUGUAUUGAAAAUUAGUACCUACAAAUUGAA